This is a messenger RNA of Phoenix dactylifera (date palm), 2185 nucleotides long. RefSeq lists its product as uncharacterized. The record is from RefSeq and is a predicted model, not a curated record. Gene Ontology annotation, molecular function: lipid binding. Lineage: Eukaryota; Viridiplantae; Streptophyta; Magnoliopsida; Arecales; Arecaceae.
UUACCUUAUUCUAUAUCUCGUCUCUUCUCUUCUUUAGGGUUUGUCUUCUUUUCUCUUAUCCUCUCUAUUCCUCCGCCAAAUUUAGCGAGUUAGAGAGGGGAAGAAGGGGAGAAAGGGUGUCCCUACGGUAAUCUAAUUAGACGCCUCCACGCCUCUCUCUUGAAAUCCUUAUCCGAACUCCCCAAAUACCGCCAGGCUCGUUUGUCUUCUAUCCUCUUCUCGCUUUCUCUAUUCCUCCGCCUCUUUCCUCCACAACCGUUUCUUUUCCCUUAUAAUUUUAUCUUUUUGGAUGGUGAUAUUUUUCUCUCCGGAUAAAGAGCGGGCCGAUUGAGCUGUGGAAAGCCUCGAAUCGCUCCGAAGCUCUUCUGCCGUGCGAUUCCGACCCUACCGAGGAUCGAUCUCGGUGGGUUCUUGCAGCUGUUUGUUUUCUUGGGUUAUCGAUUCCUGAUAGAUAGAUAGAUGGCAUUGAUUCUGGACGCGCUGAUUGAGAUCUUGAGGAAGCCCACCGUCGGCGACGUGGUCACCGAGCUCGCCUUGUUCGCCGCCCCUCUCUGGAUCGCGGUUCUUGUAGGGCUUUUUGUGGGGUGGGCGUGGAGGCCGAGAUGGGCGGCGGGUCUCCUAGGCGGGGAGAAGGCCAUUCUGGGUGGUCGCCCUGUGACGUCGAGAGUCGAUUCUUUGAAGGCUCAGCUGCCAGGCAGCGUCACUUGCUCGGUUUCCGGCAAGAGUUCUGGAAGCGAGGCCAAGAUGGUCGCCGUGUGUCCUCCAGAUGCGGAAAGUGAGAACUUGGCGGUGACGGAGGAGGAUUUGGAGCACCUGUACAAGCUUGUCGAGGUGACCGACGGGGGGCCCGUGUGGCACAAGAUGAUGGACCGGACCUUGCCGAACAUGAGCUAUCAGGCAUGGCGGAGAGAUCCUGAGACGGGUCCUCCGCAAUAUCGCAGUAGAACUGUCUUCGAGGAUGCAAUACCAGAGAUUGUGAGGGACUUCUUCUGGGAUGAUGAGUUCCGGAUCAAGAAUGGGUGGGACGACAUGCUCCUCUACCACGACACACUAAAGGAAUGCCCAACCACGGGGACGAUGGUAGUUCACUGGAUUCGAAAGUUUCCAUUGUUCUGCAGCAACAGAGAGUACAUCAUCGGUCGUCGGAUAUGGGAAUCGGGAAGAACAUAUUACUGUGUGACUAAGGGAGUUCCAUGCCUCUCUGUACCUAGACGCGACAAACCCAGGCGUGUCGACUUGUACUACUCCAGCUGGUGCAUUCGUGCAGUUGAGUCGAGGAGAGGGGAUGGCCAGUUGACUGCCUGUGAGGUGCUACUGUUCCAUCACGAGGAUAUGGGCAUCCCAUGGGAGCUAGCGAAACUGGGUGUCCGGCAGGGGAUGUGGGGUUGUGUCAAAAGGAUUGAACCUGGCUUCCGAGCCUACCAGAUCGCCAGGAGGUCUCACGAGCCACCAUCACGGUGCGCCUUCAUGGCACAAAUCAACACCAAGUUCAGUUCUGAUGAUCUAAUAACAUCGGAAGCUGGCACCUGUUCAUCCUCAGAAGUGGUAGAAGCAGAGAAACAUAAAAAUUGGGCAGAUAGCAUACCCAAGUUUCUUGUAAUUGGUGGUGCUGUGGCCCUAGCAUGCAGUCUCGACCAUGGCCUGUUGACCAAGGCAGUCAUUUUUGGAGUGGCCCGGAGGUUUGCAAGACCAGGAAGGAGGUUGUGAGAUGGACAGCAAAAGAAAGCAUAAGGGAUCCAUUCAGAUGGACAGCAAAAGAAAGCAUAAGGGAUCCAUUCAGGCAUCCCUGCCAGCCACGUUGCUGGGUGCUUUCGGCUUCAUCCAAUGGCAUCGCCAUGAGUAGUUUUGUUAAGUUCUUAUAAUUUGUUGCCAGAAAAUGCGACGGGGUUCUUUUAUUUCUCAUGGAAAAAGGUAUCUCGGUGAAUACGCUUUUCUCUAUAAUCCAACCAUUGAUAGCUGUCCCAUGAAUAAUGGCACGACGGAUAAUAUACUUUUCAUAAGGUAGGGAGCCCGAAACUGAUUCAUGAAGAUGAUAAUGAAUGUAGAAGUUGUGGACUUUAAGGUAGGGAUCAUCAAAACAUCGGCUGAUUCAAUGUAUAGUCUGUUUCUAGUGCUGACUGUCCAGGUGCAGAAGUGGGUUCGCACUUUUGCAUAUCUAAAAUUAUUGAAGUCCGCAUAUUAACUA